Molecule: messenger RNA, 5570 nt
Organism: Plectropomus leopardus (leopard coralgrouper)
Lineage: Eukaryota; Metazoa; Chordata; Actinopteri; Perciformes; Serranidae
Gene: numbl
Product: NUMB like endocytic adaptor protein
Biological process (GO): positive regulation of neurogenesis
Cellular component (GO): cytoplasm
Source: RefSeq, a predicted model, not a curated record
UCUGAGGGAGUUCUUGCUCUCAGCCUGUCAUCUCUGCAUCUCCUCUCAUCCGCUGUCAUUGCUGUGUGACAUGAGUUCUUGUGGCGAGAUGGGGGAGGCCAUCGAACUCAGUACCAGGGAGCACGUGACCCCGGAGAUGAACAAGCUUCGUCAGAGCCUGAGGAGGAAGAAGCCCACCUACGUGCCAGAGGCCAGCAGACCGCAUCAGUGGCAGGCUGACGAGGAGGCUGUGCGUAAGGGCAAAUGUAACUUCCCUGUUCGGUACCUGGGGUUGGUCGAGGUGGAGGAGUCGAGAGGGAUGCACGUAUGUGAGGAGGCGGUGAAGAAACUAAAAGUUAGUGGGAAAAAGACAGUAAAGGCUGUAUUGUGGGUUUCAGCUGAUGGACUCAGGGUGGUGGAUGACAAAACUAAGGACCUCAUUGUGGACCAGACCAUAGAGAAGGUUUCAUUCUGCGCACCUGAUCGCAACUAUGACAAGGCCUUCUCCUACAUCUGCCGAGAUGGUACUACCAGACGGUGGAUGUGCCACUGCUUCAUGGCUCUCAAAGACUCGGGGGAGAGACUGAGCCAUGCAGUUGGCUGUGCCUUUGCCGCCUGUCUGGAGAGGAAGCAGCGCAGGGAGAAGGAGUGCGGCGUGACGGCUUCUUUUGACGCUAGCCGCACCUCAUUUGUGCGUGAGGGCUCCUUCCGCUCCAACCCUUCCUGCCAGCAGAGCAGCAGCAGCGAGAGAGAUGACAAACUGCACGACAAGAAGAAAGACCAACCUUCUGCCAUCCCAGCCCUCCCACCUGGCACAGCCUCCCCACCUGAGGGUGCAGCAUCCCCCAUGGAGCGGCCGGAGCCUGGCGGACCUCACGCCAUCCCUCGCCGCCAUGCGCCCAUUGAGCAGCUGGUGCGUCAGGGCUCAUUUCGGGGAUUCCCAGCCCUCAGUCAGAAGAACUCUCCCUUCAAGAGGCAGCUGUCACUCCGCCUCAAUGACCUGCCAUCUACACUGCAACGCAAGACUGACUUCCAGGACAAGAACCCUGUACCAGAGAUGGAUAUGGGGUUGCCAGGUGAGGGAGACUGUAGUAUUAACGCCCUGUGUAGUCAGAUUAACACCUCUUUCACCAAUCCAUCGGACGAGCUCUUCUCCAACCCCUCUUUGUCUGCAAAUGGCCCUCAAACCUGCACUGUGCCCCCUGCCCUGCCUCCACCACCUGGACCACUGCAGGGGACUUCUUCCUGGGUGCAGCCUGAACCUCCACUCCACUCUCCUCCUCCAGUUUCUGUGGCCAUGCAGAUACAGAUGCAGAGUGGACACAGGCGUACACCCUCCGAGGCUGAAAGAUGGCUGGAGGAAGUCUCCAAGGCCGUCAAGGCUCAGCAGACCCCUCCCCCUGGCCCCACCAUCCCCCCCAUCCCCCCCAUCCCCGGCCCACCCCCCAUGUCGAGUCAGCAGAUGUCCAGUCAGGCAGUUAUAUCAGCUGCCCCAGUAACCACUGUCCCUAUGUCCCUUGGCACCAUGUCCAAACCUCUCCUUUCGGGCCCCUCUGCUCUCUCAGGUCAGGCGCCGAUGCCCCUCCCGCCCAUGUCAAUAUCAUCAGUUCCUCUAAUACCAGGCCCUCCAGUGUCAGGACCCCCGAUGUCCCUACCCUCCAUGUCCAUUCCAACCAUGUCUGGUCCGAGUAUGUCCGGGGCCUCCAUGAUCCAGCCCUCCCUCCCUGGGCCCCCAUGCUCCCUUCCAAGCUCCAUGCAACCCUUCCCCUUGGCUUUUGAUACAACGCCAGCUCCUGUGGGAAUGUUCGCCAGCCAACCUGUCCAACCGGCAUUCGUGCCCAUGCAGACCUACAUGCCAGGCCUGGCCAGCAGCAUGACAUAUCCCAAUGCCAGUGUGCCAGUGGUAGGCAUCACACCAUCGCAAAUGGUGGCUAAUGUCUUCUGCACUGCUACAGGCUCAUCUGGUGCAGGUGGAUCCAUGGGCUCGGCCGUAGGAGGACCCAAAGUGGGACCACUUGGAACAACAGGGCAGCACCAUUCUUACACAGGAGUGCCGAGUGCAGUCGGGCACCCUGUAGGGUUUUCCACACCACCGUUCUCUCCUACUCCGGCAUUAUCGACAGCCAUUAAUGGCCUCCCACCGCACAGCAGCGCCUCGAUGGCCCUCCAGAAUGGAACCGCCUCCAGUGGUGGGAAUGGUGGAAGCAGUAGCAGCUGGCCACCAGAGGGCAGCCAGCUAACAGCUCCAGCAGCUAGCGAUUCUCAAGACGAUGAUCGUUUUGAGGCCAAGUGGGCGGCACUGGAGGCCAAACCAGCACCUCAGCAGCAAGGGAAUAAGGCACCAGCUGCAGCAGCCAACCCAUUUUCCAACAAUCUUCAAAAGACUUUUGAGAUUGAGCUUUAAGCCUGAGUUGGUCUCCCAAAGCUGUAGCUCUUUCCCCGAAGUUCAAGCCUGAGAAAUGCGGGCCUAGAACACGAUGCAGGUCCUUAAAGUAAGCCUCGCAUCUGACAUGUGGCAGCCUAGCAACUUGCUAAAAGCUCUCAGAGGAGUCAGUGAUAUAAUGAUCCUAUUUGCUUUCUUUACCCUCCUAUGAGAGUUUUGGAAGAAGUUGACAAAUUGCUGGGCUGCCAUUGGACGAUCAGGUCUCUAGCUCACUAGACUUGAUGGACUGAAUCCUUCCACCCCACCUGCUACCCACCUCUCUUUCCUGCUUUCACUUCUCCACUCUGGCUUUUCUUUACUUGCUACAAGUCCCUGGAUGUACUGUAUGUGCCCCCCUGAGGACAUUGUAGGGGGGACACAGCUCAGUGGUUUCUUUCUUUAAAAGGAGACUCCACUCAGAUGCAUUCCAAACCCAUGUAUUUUUUCUGGUGGAGGAUUGCGGUGCAGAAUUUAGUGGAUAUGGCUACAUGACAAGAUGUGUAGAGCGGCAAAGAGUUGACUGAUGAUCAGACCAAUGCUGAUCUUAGCCAAGCACAGCAAAAGUUUGGAUACCUGAACGGACUAGCCAAUGAUGUAAGACCCCACCCUACCAACCCAAAAGGACUUACUGACUAAUAGUAGAGAUUUAUGGCCAAAUUAUUUUAUUUAUUGUACUUCAUUUUUAUUUUAACAAGUUAUAUAUACUUAAAAAUCAAAUUUUUAAAGCAGUGUUUUAGGAACGUGUUUUUUUUUUCAUCCCCGUAUUUAUUUUUGUUGAACCGUAAAGAGGAGGGAAACUACAGGUAGCAGACAGCUAACGUGUGAUUGGGCAGUAGUAGAGGGAAAGCAUUGUCUGGAAACGGAGUCAUGUAACUCAAACCAAAUAGCUAGGGCUUAAUGCAGUGUGUAGUGCGACAUGUGAGACAGUUACUGUAUAUAGCGGCAUGUUUCUUCCGCCUGUUAGUCCUCACAUAUUUACACUUCAGUGCUGGUAAGACCUUUUGAGCCAAAAUGGCAUCACUUUGGCUCUGUAGCCCAUUUCUUUUGCUAAAGCCUACUUUCAAGGUUUACUCACUUCAGGAUAUCCGGCACACAGACACUGGACAAUGCACACAACAAGGACCCCAUCUUCUCCACACAAACCCAAGGAACGUUAACAACUCAGUGGAAACAAAACAACACUCUUCAACACUGUGCAACUAGUUUAAAAAAAUGAUGCACUACAUUCCAGCACUCAUUAUCCUUUUAUGUGUUCAAACACAGGGUAAAGUCUCAUCACGAACAGUAUGAUUGUGUAGCCACCUUUUUGCAUUUAUUUCAGAUUUUGGGAUUGAUGAUUAGAGGUGAAAAGAGAUGAGGAACAUGAGCAGACAUAAAUCGAGGCCUAGCAAAUGGAGAAGCUGAGAGAAAAAAAGGAUACAUUUCAAAUGCAGCCUUAUAACCCUUUUCCACUAAAAUUAACUAAAUAUAUUCUCACUGGUUCUUUCCCAUUGCCAGUAGACCAGAGCUGUCUACACACCUCUGCAGCUGACGAGUAGGCCUCUGUGUAUAUGUUUUUUGGGUUUUUUUUUGGUGUGUCUCGUUCGUUGUCACAGACAGGCCAAAAAACAGGUUGUAAACAGUAGAAAGCAGCAUGGAGGCCUAUGAAAAUGGUAAGAUGGCUACUUAUUUUUAUAUAUCUCUCUCUUAUUCAGUCUAUCUUUCACACUUGGUGCAGACCAAUUUGGAUCAAUGUUUGAGUGCUGCUUGGAUGGAGAUGGAUGAUAUUUUGUGGUGGCACGUCACUGCAUGAUGCCAGUAAAGGGGCUAAAAAUAUCAUGUUCACAUGGGUGUUGUUUUUCCAUCACUGCCAUUCGGAGCCGAAGCUGAUAAAUACCUGUAAUUACUGCAGAGUCAUUUGACCUCGGUGUGAAUGCCGAUUAUAACCUUUCUGCUUAUAUACAAAAGCCAAUAUGUAAGUGGGUGUUAGUGCAUAAGAAAGGGGCUUAAAGAACAUUUGAUUCAGAGGUGAACAGGAAGAGAAAAUAUAGAACAGCAGAAGAAUAGAUAGCUAGAGAAAAGAAGGAAGGGUAAUGUGUAUGUGAGAGACUGAAGGGGAGAAUGGAAUCAUACCUUUAAAAAAUGAGAAGGAGGAAGUCUGAAGAAAGGAAAAUUAGAUAAGAUGUGAAAAAAGAUAUAAGAAGGAGACGGGGUGUGUAAAAAUAUUGAGAAGAUACUGAGAAAAAGACUCAAUCAUCAUGUUGCUCAUAACCUGAGCACUGUCUGAUGUUUUUACAUCUUUUGUCCCUAAGCUAAGCCACUUCCAUUACAUGUUUCUCAGCUCCUAACGCCUCAAAAACAACACUUUUGCUUAUAUUUUUAAAAGAUGUUACUUAUUACAUAAUUGAAGUCUCAUGUGCAACUCCCCAUAUAGACAAAGCUUCAGUAAGGUCAACAAAGCUUCUGUGUUUGAACUUGCGGUCAUAACAGACGCAACAUUACAAACUAAAAAAAUAUAAGGGCUGUUCCAUGUGACGUGUAACGAACAGGUGGUUUCUGUAUGUUAUAUAAAAACUGGUAUCUGACCAGAGAUGCUCCUGCUAUGUUCCUUGGGAAUUUAAUUGUAUGGAUGUGGACUGCCACUGAUUAGGUUUCCUGCUCAUUAACUCCCUGCAGUUUAAUUAGCUCAUUAGGUCUCUUCCUGUGGCAGCCAUCCCAUCUGAAAGGCUGUCUUCCCAGAGAUCUCAAAUUUAUGUGUCUCCGGCCUAAUUUAUACCAUCUCAGGUCCUUACAGUGUUUUUCUCCCUUUUUUAAAAAAAUUCGGAUAAAUAAAUAUUUCUUCCCUACCAAAAACAAAUCCAAAUUGCUCUCUUUACCCUCCUCUCUCUGCAAGACCAGACUGGUUCACUCAUAGAAUCAGUGCUUUUAUUUCAUUGAAAAUAUAUUUUAGACUCUUGUUUGCACGCCCUCCAAAAUUAUAAAUGUAGGUUAAUUGUGUUUCCACGUUAAAGCAAACUAAAUGACCUCAUAAACUUGAUUGUAAAACCAUAGUUUAGUGAUGGUAACAAAGCAAACCAGUGGAAUUUAUUUUUAAUCUUUAUUUACAGAAUUUUUGUAUUUAAACCUACAUAUUUGUAUUGUAAUUACAUUGUACAAAAGAUAAAUAAAGUAAUAUAAUAUUACUCCUGUU